CCGGCUUCACUUUUUUUCACGUUGGGUUUUUUUUUUUUUUUUUUCGCAGCCUGUGCGUGUGUUGUAGUUGUGAGCAUGCAAGGCAACGGCCAUCACCGAAACAAGGAAUCAAGGAGAACAUGGACAAAUGGGCAACUUAUAUUUUACAAAUGCACUUUAUAUUUAUUCAUCUUUAGUCUGGAACUGAAGAGGAGCGUUACUGCAUCGCUGGACUCUGACGAGUUUGCUUUCUUCCAUGAGGGAGCCCAGGGGUGCCUGGGAGUGCGGGAUCACUCCCUCGUCCUGUCAGCCUCCUGUGAGGAAGUCAACCAGCGCUGGAAAUGGGUGACCCGGGGUCGCCUGUUCAACCUGGGCUCUUCGCUGUGCCUGGGCAUGACCACUGGUAACCUCACCUCCAUCGGGAACAAGUCUCCCUUGGGUGUGUACACCUGUGACCGUGAGCCCCCCAGAGUACGCUGGACAUGGACCUGUGGCCAAGUGUUGGACAACCUCAACAACUACCUUCCCUCACCCUCAUUUUGGAACUCCUCCUCAACCUCCCCUCCUUCAACGCUCAAAUGGACACUGCAUGGUGGCGUGCAGGACCUGUGCUCUAAAACAUAUCGUGAGAUCUACACAAUCCAGGGGAACUCUCAUGGUCGCCCCUGCUAUCUGCCCUUCCUGUAUGAUGGCCAGUGGUUCCACAACUGCACUAGUAUCGGACGUGAGGACGGUCACCUCUGGUGUGCCACCACCUUCGACUAUGGCAAGGACGAGCGGUGGGGCUUCUGUCCUGUCAAGAGCAGUGGCUGUGAGACAUUCUGGGAUACUGACCCGCUGACAGACAGCUGUUACCAGUUUAACUUCCAGGCUACACUGUCAUGGAGCGAAGCUCGGAUCAGUUGCCAGCAGCAGGGGGCAGACCUGCUAAGCAUCACCAAGCUGCAUGAGCAGACAUACAUCAACGGUAAAGGAAACUGUGUUGUCAUGAUUCACGGGAACCCACAGAAGAACACUGGCAUGUGGGCUUCCCGAGCCUGUGAGAUGGAAAAUAAUGGCUUUAUCUGUCAAAGGCAACAAGACUCAGGUCUCCCUCCGGCCCCGGCUCUUAUUCCUGCCUCCCUGUCAAAGCCUGUGGAGUUGGGUGGAGUGACUUACCGGGUUGUGGAGAAGCGUCUGGACUGGACCGGCGCUCUGCACAUCUGUGAAUCUUUGAAUGGGACCCUGGCCACUGUGAGGGAUCCCUACCAGCAAGGUUACCUGACGCUGCUGAUCAACAGCCUGCACCGGCCCGCUUGGAUCUCUCUCUACAACUAUGGAGGACGGAGCUUCACCUGGCUAGGUGAAGAAGAAGUUGCAUAUUCAAACUGGAAAGAUGGGGAGCCCAAUCAAAUGGCUGGAUGCGGUCACAUGACCACUACUGGGCAGUGGACUAUGACUCCCUGUGAUGCUAAACUGGAGGCUGCUAUCUGUCAAAUUAGUCAUGAGCCUGUGGUUCACCAGUGGAUCUACCCUGGCCAGUGCCCCCACUCUUUGGGAGAAUGGGCUUGGAUGCCUUUCAGAAACCACUGUUACGCCUUUAACCUGCAAAAUCUGAAACUGCAGCAGGAUGCACGCAUGUCCUGUAAGAAAGUUGGAGCAGAACUUCUCUCUAUCUUGGAUGAGACAGAGAAUGGAUUUAUAUGGGAACACAUCCAGAGCUAUGCAGAACAGGCACAUGGAGCUUGGCUGGGCAUCAGCGUGAAAGGUAGAGGUCUAGUGUGGAGCGAGGACACAGAGAUGUCGUACACCAACUGGGAGGCGCACGAUGUCGCCUUCUCUGUUCUGUCUCCAAACUCCUGCUUCUGGAUCCAGAGCAACAGUGGCCUGUGGAAGCCGGGCUCCUGCAGAAACCGCACACAUGGAGUCAUCUGCAAAGGGCCUCGCAGUGCUGAGACCUCAGCUACAACGUUUGAAGGUGACCACCUGCCCACUCUGAUUGUUGUCAUGGUGACGGGCCUGGUGCUGGUGGUGCUGAUUGUCUCUGUGAUCUACUUGUACCGUCGGCGAACUGUUGGGUCCCGGGGGUCUUACGAAGGAGCCCGCUAUAGCCGCACCAACUCCAGCCUCGCAGAGCAGACUGAGAAGAACAUCCUGGUGUCCGACAUGGAGCUGAACGAGCAGCCAGAGUAGCAGGACUGACAGACCCAGGACUGGAACCAACCUGACACAGGAGAGGCUGAUCGUCAACCUUCAACGUGCUGACUCAGAUACACAUUGUAUGUUUUUGUUGUCUCUUUUGAAACAAAAAAAAAAGAUUUUUAAAGUGCUGAAGGGCUGUGUAGAGCACAGCAGAUGUUUAGUUCUGAAAUUGAAUCCCCACCUUCUCAAUCCUCUUUUGCCAAGACUUUAGAGUCCUACCAAAUUCUCUCAGAUCCUUCCAUAUGUACAGCUUUUCCCCAAAAGCACUCAUUAAGGCCAUAAAUGGAUCUACUGGGAGUUUAGUUUUAUUGCAGCUGGAAAAGUUCAACAUAAAAUUUGCUUUAUGAAAUUACUCCUCACGUCUUCCUUGGUGCCAAAGUAAAUGUUUGCUCGGUGUAUAUUUCUUUCCUGUUCCCAUUUUUUGAUUGAAAGACGUUCAAAGUACUAUCACAGUCACCGAUCGACUGAACUAUUAGUCUCUGUCCUCGCAGUCACAGUCUUCUUCAGGACCAAAUUCAUUUUUUCAUUUUUUUUUUCAUUUUUUGUCAUGACAGUAUUUACCUGAAACUGAUUUGUAUUUUCGUUGCUUCAUUAUGUCCAUGUCCUUCCCAUUGAUUUGUCACUAUCUGUGCAGCUGUAGAGAACUCUUACUGAUGAUGCAUGUGGGGUUUUUGUAAGCCUGCCUCUCUCCUCCUUUCUGAUCUGCCACGUCAGCACCAGCUGCCACACGAGGAGAAGAGGAAGAAGUCCAAAUGUGAAUGUGUGGGAGUUGACAGGGACCAUUAUUAGUGGUGACCUCAAACCGUCUGAGGGCAGUAUGUGCACAUUACCAAUACUAAGUUCUGUGGAGAACAUAGUAUUGAAAGCUAGUCUUUAUAUAGACUACAUUGUCUUUUUUGGUACUGCAGGACUGAAGGAUGUCAUCAAAUGAUCCGACUUUCAGUUUCCAUGGCUUUGUGUACAUUUUGGCACUUUCUGCUAUUAUCUUGAGCUAAUUCAAUAUUAGUCAUCCACUUGCCUUUAGUCCUUAUCCUUAUGGCACAGUUGCUGCUCUGUGAUUCCAAACUUUUGUUUGUUUUGGCUCUUCAUGCCACCAUCUGGAGCGGAUUCAGCAAUUUUUAAGGACAGUAAUUUUCUUUGUAUGCACCGUGAAAAAGUUUUGCAAUUUGUUAUUUGUCUGAUUCAUCAUUAUUAUGGGCCACAGUUCACUUCUUUGUAUGUUUUAUUACUGAGAUAUUUUUCUCUCUUUGUCUUUUUAAUGAUGCUGGUUUCAAUAUGCGUUUUGACUUAAAUAUGGCUGGUAAAGACAUUCGGAAACUUUCCUACCUUUGGAUAAUUGCCAAAGCUUGAACUUCGCCUUGCCUCACAAAGGAAAACAUCCCUCAUGAUAAUGACACCGUUGUAUAUAUGAGAGCCAAAGAAUGUUUUAAAAGUGAAUUCACUACAAGAGAAAAACAUAAUUUUCAGAUUUCACUUCAACACUGCUUAAUGACCACAUUUUCCAGAGUUCAUUUGCCACCUGAAAGCUCUUGCCUCUGAGUGCAUUUCUGUCUUCCUUUUUGAUGGAAUGCUUUGGAGCCUUUUCAGUCUGAAGCUUUUGGUGUUUCACAGUGCUGCUGUGAAAAAAAGAGCUUUUUUGCUCCAUGACUUGGACUAAGAUAGAGGGGGAAGGGCGGAGGAUAAGUAGAAGUGUGAGAGUGUGAGUGUGUGAGUGUGUGUGUGUGUGUGUGUGUGUGCGCAGUCUCCAGCUGUGGAAUGUUGAGUCGGCAAGAAGAGCUCAGUGGCACGUCUGGAACCAAUCAGAGAAGGAGGGCUCAGGGACAUGAGGGGUCAGAAAGAAGAGGAGAAAGGAAAACUAGACAAAGUAGAAAAAGGGAAAAAGGUGGAGUGUGAGGAGGAGUCAGGGAUGAAGGAAUAGGAGAAGGAGGAGUGUAAAGGGUGCAUUGUUUUGUCCCAGGCUUGCCCCGGCCUCUGCUGGUGGUUUACUGUACAGGUUUGUCUUGAUAUGCAGAUGUGAAUUGGUUGAGGUGAAGGUGUGAAGGUGCAACAACCCUCAGUGCGUUCCCCAGUGAGAUCAUGUCUAUGAUGCAGGCCGGCUCUUGUCCCUGUGAAGAUUACCCCAAGCACCUGUUCAACAUUUUUUUGAAAGUUUUUGUGUCAUUUUUAUAUGAAAUGAAUAAAGUCUAUGUUCUCAAA
This is a messenger RNA of Micropterus dolomieu (smallmouth bass), 4356 nucleotides long. Its product is annotated as C-type mannose receptor 2-like. Gene Ontology annotation, molecular function: signaling receptor activity. NCBI's taxonomy places the organism in Eukaryota, Metazoa, Chordata, Actinopteri, Centrarchiformes, Centrarchidae. The transcript is spliced from 12 exons. The record is from RefSeq and is a predicted model, not a curated record. Bases 76 to 2151 code for a protein of 691 amino acids.